Nomia melanderi (Alkali bee) is the source of this 2384-nucleotide messenger RNA. RefSeq lists its product as uncharacterized. Lineage: Eukaryota; Metazoa; Arthropoda; Insecta; Hymenoptera; Halictidae. The record is from RefSeq and is a predicted model, not a curated record. Gene Ontology annotation, molecular function: protein binding.
CAUUUUGAAUAUUUUUUAUGAACGUACCUGUUUAUAUAGUUACAUAAGUGUUACUGAACAAACAUGCUUAUAACUUUGAUACAAGAUCAAAUCGAAUAUAUUUACUGUUCAUAUAAAUUUUUUUCAUUUUGCAUCUCUUGUCCACUCCUGAAUAGGAUUAAUAUAUUCUGUUGAACUCUGUAUAAUUACCUACAAAACAUCUGUUUGAAUGUUCUUGAAUAUUCUCAUCUUGCCUAUUAUCACAGAUUUAGUACAGUACCGGUACAAAUUAUAAAGGUCAUGAAAUUUUGUUUAAGGCUUGAGAUCUGUAUUAUUUUAAUAUUAUGCUAAAGAUUGCGGACAAUUCACGAUAUCAGAUUCAUUAACAAUAAUCAGAUUAGCUUUAUGUCUCAAUUGUAUUACAGAAUAUUUAAUCUGAUUCUACGACUAAAAACGCACACAGCGGGAAUAUUUAAAUAAUGAAAACAAAGUUUCUGGAAUACAAUAUUACAUAAUUGUAGUUUUUACUGACUCGUUAAUAAAAAUAUAUUUAGGUUAUUUUUAACAAUAGUUUAUAUGAAAAAAUAAUAGAGAGAAUUUUUGUAUCUAUUUCACAUAAAUAUUAAUUCUCCGAACAAUAAAGACAUAUAAUAAUGUGUUGCUGCAUAAUAACAAUUGAUAUUAAAAAAUUCUCGUUUAUGAUUUUAAGUUUAUAAAGUACUACCUAAAAAUCAGAAUAUGUAUUUUAACAUGAAAAUAAUUAGAAUCAAAAGGAAUCACGUUAGCAUAUUGAAAAUUACGAACGAAUGUCGAUCAUUACCCUUUGUGUUAUGUAUUCAUACACUAGGGUUGUAUUUUGAACAACUAUGAUCGGUAUAACAGUUUGUCCUAAGUAAUUAAACUCUGUAUGAUGUUUGAUUUUUUUAUUAUAUAAUGUUUAUGCGCAGAAUACCGAUAUUUUCCCGCUGUUUCUUGACAUUUAACGAAUUUGUUUUUUUCCUCAAUAUUUCGUUUUGCGAAUUCAGUAUCCCGAUAACAGUAGGACAUUCAGUAACAAAUUGAACAGUAGAAAAUGUAUUUUCCUCCGGAAAUAUGGGAACAAAUAUUUUUGUACACCGACGCAGUAACACUUACAAAAUUUAAAAGAGUUUGCAAAUAUUGGAAUGGAGUUAUCAAUAGGAUUUUAAUGGAAAAUGACCACUGGCACAGAAUGUGUAAAAAAGAAAUCCCUCAAAACUUAUGGAGCACUUUUUGUGAGACACUGAAUCCGAUGAAACAUUAUACUAAAUUUCAUGAGAUAUAUGAUUAUAAUAUGUGGAUGGCAUUAUAUAAAUUAUGGACUAAAUUCAGAAAUAUACCAGAAUGGAAACCAGGAACUGAAUGUAUUGAGCCAUUAAAAAUACAAAGUCAUACAGAACAUAUCACAUGUUUAGAAAUAUCAGAAAACAUAAUGGCUGCUGGGUCUAGCGAAGGCUACGUUUAUUUUUAUGAUGUCUGUGAUAUAUCCAAAACUCCAUUUUUUGUAGCUGACAAUGUGGAAUAUAUACAAAAUGUACAGUUUAUUAGAGAUGACGCGUGUGUCCUUUGUGUUACUCGUUCUAUAAAUAAUCACAUAAGUAUUUGGGAUUUGAGGACAAAAAAGUUAAUUAACAAAACAGUAGGAGAAUUAAUUUGUACAAGUUACAGUUACUUUUACAAUGCAGUCCGUAAUAUGGUAAUUAUUGAAGGUACAGUAAUAGAAGGGACAAUAGUUAGGACAGUAUACGAAUUGAAUACAACUGAAGUUAUUGCUCUUGGUGCAGAUAAUAAUAAGGUACAUCUUUACACGCGAGAACGUUUCAUACAUUUACAUCUGACUCCUGAAAAUAAGAAAUAUAUUACUUACACACUUGCUGAAAUUCCAAAUAUAAGAGUUCAUCAUUUUUAUAUAUUCAAACCAGAUGUAGUUAUCUGCAUUGCAGGAUAUGGAUAUCUAGGUUUUUUAAUUAAAGGUAAAAAAUGGGAAAUGCACAACUUGUUUCCAAUUUUACAUUGUACACCGACCGCUGUUUUCCUGUAUGGUCGUAUACUUUUUGUAGGAGCAGAUACUGGAAGUGUUUAUAUAUAUCACAUAAAAGAUUUUGCGGCAAUCAAUUUCAGUACUAUUCAUUUUAAACAGUUGACUCUUGAACACACAGCAGUUGUAUCAGUGAAUAUACUUGUUAAUAUUGAAACAUAUUUAGUAGUUACCUUCAGAAGAAAAAUUCACAUUCUUCAAUUAACUUAGUACUUAUAAAAUUAUUUUAUAAACUUUCUAUACAUAGAAUUAUUUAAAAAGACGUGUACCUUUUGUAGGACAAUAUAUUUCAGUACAAUGUAAACAUUUAUAAAUAUAUUUAUUAUAAAAAUUUGUAUUACAAAAAUAU